Messenger RNA from Nerophis ophidion (straightnose pipefish), 3273 nucleotides. It is a transcript of the gene tmem179ba, whose product is annotated as transmembrane protein 179Ba. The coding region runs from base 528 to 1232 and encodes 234 amino acids. The transcript is spliced from 6 exons. The record is from RefSeq and is a predicted model, not a curated record. Lineage: Eukaryota; Metazoa; Chordata; Actinopteri; Syngnathiformes; Syngnathidae.
UUAGACAUACAACUGAGGCACACUCUUCACGGUUAAGAAAUCAAAAAUUCAAAGGCUCAACAAUACUUGCGGGAUAUUUCGGAUGAAUAUAAUUCAAAAGCGCCACAUAGGUCAAAAACAUGCUCUUGAAGUCACAAGGUCAGAUCUGAGGCUGUGGGAAGACUCGCUUGUUUUGAAAGGCCAUACCUUGACAUUACCUCAGUCGUAUUCUCGCCACUGUUUGCCCACUUUAUCUUGGCGAGUCUAUAGCACUUUGUGAGCUGCAGAUAAUCUUUGUGUAUGGCGACCAGUGUUCAAGUGUGUCGCCUAGUCUGUGUGUGACAAAUGAAGCAUUUGCACGCGUUUGCAAGGAGCCGCGCUUUACUGGCUGGAGGGAAUGAAGCGUGAGAACGGGUUUGACUCUGCGGCGAACACUGCGAUGAUCAGAAGAGCUGAGUGAAGUCCAGCCAAAUUACAUAGAAAGAGGACAUUUUCCCCUUUCAACACAUCCAACUCAACGUUGAAGAGGAGGGUAAGCUGGCUGCUGGAUGAUGGCGCUCACCGGCCUGCUGCUGCUGGAGUUGGCUCUAUGCGCCAGCUGCUUCGUCUGCGGAAUCAUCACCGCUGCUUCCGUCACCAUUGUUCAGGGUAAUUUUGGAGGAUUGUGUAUGCUGUAUGGACUCGUCAGCUACAACACAACGGCGAGCGCCAUCGGGGUGCAGGCGUCCACCUCGGCCUCCCUGUGCUACUUUGUGUCGGCCAUCUCUGUCAUGGUGGCCGUAGUGUGCUUCUCGCUGUCCCUCUACUGGCUAUACUCGUUCUGCAUCGACGGAGACAUCAGGAGAGAGCGCAUAUGGAUGAAUGUGACCAUGGUCUUGUGCGGCAUCUUCCUCUUCUUCCUGCUCAUCACGGGCUGCAUGCUGAAGAUCGGACGCGACAAGCUCUGCGACUCGGUGACGCACGCCGUUCCCAACAUCACCAGCUGCGAAGAGGCCCAGACCAGGAACUGGGUCAGUCCGGUCCGAGGGGAGAGGUUCUUCAGCAGUCUACAAAAGGCAGAAACGGCCGUGUGGGUCAACUUCUUCUUCUGGCUCAUCAUCGGCGUGCUGGUCCUGGUUCAGAGGCGCCAGAGCUCGGGUGCAAAGACGAUCGCCGGAGGACUAGGCGGGCCGGCCGGCGGGCUUUUUGGUGAUCCGGGGGUGACGGCUGCUGAGACUGAGCCCUUUUUCAACCGCCCCGCGAGGCUGCAGUGAGGAAGCACUUACAAUAAACACGUUUUUGUUUUUUUUAAUUGCACAAAGAGCGGUUUUCACUAAAUGAUACAUUUGCAGAUGUUUUACUUCUGAUUCCCACAGCCCACGUUGUAUAUUUACAUAUGUACAGUACAGGCCAAAAGUUUGGACACAUAUAGAUUGUCACUGAAGGCAUCAAAACUACGACAGCUGUGAAGUGAAAACCAUUUCAGGUGACUAACUCUUGAAGCUCAUGGAGAGAAUGCCAAGAGUGUGCUAAGCAGUAAUCAGAGCAAAGGGUUCAGUUUUUUCAACUUUUUUUUGUUAAGUACAUAACUCCACAUGUAUUCAUUCAUAGUUUUGAUGCCUUUAGUGACAAUGUAAAUAGUCAUGAAAAUAAAGAAAACACACUGAAUGAGGUGUCCAAACUUGUCCUCUACUGUGUAUAGAAUAUAUUUACAUAAUACAAUUUAGUGAGGGCAGUUUAAUAAUAUUGUAUUUAUCUACACAUGUUAGACACAGUCUUCAUCUGACUGACGCACAUCAGUAUGUGAAAGAAUAUAUGAUCGCUUCUAAAAGAACACUCGAUAGAAUUGAUGAAAUGUUGAACUUCGUCGCCCUCUGCUGGUGGAAGCCACACCAGCAGUUAGUUGGUGUGAUUGUUGACAUGGCAGCUUUUACUCUGCUUACGCUUGUUUUACUCUUCAAGCUGUUAUAAAAAUUUGAGUGCACACAUUUUGCAUGACCUUCACCUAAUUUUAUUUUACCAGUUGAUGCUUUAAUCUCGUUUUUCCCCCCACCUAUCUUCAAACCCUUGUCUAAGAAAAUUAACACUUAAAUGGGAACUGCACGCGUUUUGUAAUUUUGUCUGUAAUUCACAUUCAUCAUGAAAGACAAGGUCACAUGCGUCUUUUUUUUUCUGUUUUAACUCGUAAAUAAACGUAGAUAGAAGUCAGCUUAUAAAGGAAGCUAUGACAUUGUGUCUAUUUCGACCAUAACACACAAUAAAUAAGCAUCUAAAAAGCACCAACAAUACCUAAGCGUUAGCAAUAUUGUUAUUAUAAGCGCUAAUGUUAAUGACCUUUUAGUGGUGCAUUGAUCAGAGGUAACUUCCUUAUCGUGCUGGAUUGACAUCAGCCUAGAAGCUUGUGAAAGUUAAUUCUAGGUUAUAAAUCAUGCCUCUCACCUUGAUAGUCAAAUGAUGUGGACUGAGAAGUUUGUUAACUUUGACAGCCAACUUAGACCAAGAAAUGGCGAAAAAGACCCAAAAAUACGCUUCGUUCCACCCUGCUUUUUUCUGCGCAAGGAUUAUGAGCCAUCUAAAUGGGAAUACAUCAACAUCCUAUCAGUUGGCAUCCUAAUAACAGUAGAAAUUGUGCAGUAAGUGAUUUUUAAUUUUGUUUGUUGCCACUCAUGAAGUCUGCAGUGAGUAAUAUUCAGGGAUGUUGUCGAAGGACAAAGAGCGUUGUGAUGCGUCUAUGAAAUUAGUGUGCCGCGUAGGAUUCAAAUGAGCAAAAUAGGUAAAUGUUACACGAUAUAAACAUGCCUGUUACUUCAUCACAUAUACUUACACCGUGUAUAUAAAACGUUGAUGGAAGCAUUUAUAUUUUUUUCAAGCACUUUAUAGGCAGAAUAAAGCGACUCUCAUUGUACAGACUUUAGCUUGCAUAUAUUUACUAGUUAGAAUGCAUGGAAAAAGAGAGUGUGCUUGUCUUACAUAAGGAUUGUGAAUGACAGGCACAAUUCCAAACAAGAGUGCAGUUCCCCUUCAAAGGCACACUAACAGGAGUCGACAUUGAUCACAAUCUGCCAACAUUGUGGUGUUGCUGCUCCAGUCUUUAGAUUUCCGAUUCACUGCAACAACGUUAACGUGACUCAAUGUUCACGUUUUAAGUCAGGUUCAAGUUGUUGCACUCACUAGAAUUCAUCUUUAACAUGUUUUUUUUUUUGUAUUACUUUUCAAUGUGAAAUAUAUUUUUUAUUUAAAGAUACUUCACAGUGCAUGUAUUUCAUUUUAUUUUAUUUUUAAUAAACACUGAACCACAAGUAUAACAAAGAUGGA